UUUUGUCCUCUUUUUUUCACCAUCAGAGCCAUCAAGCCUAUUCUUAGAAUUACAAACACGAGUUUUCCUAUCUUCACCUUCACAACAAAUAACCUCAAAAUCAACAAGGCUUGAACAGAUAUAUAUUUUUCUGGCUCUCUUGGUUCAGAACUAUAAAGCUACAAGCAAGCAAGAAUAAUUCAACGUGACAAUAACUUGUAAAGCAUGAAUUCGGCCGAGUCGCAGUUACAAGUUCGGUUAUUAACGAAACAAGAAAAUUUUGCAAUCCCAGAUGUGCCAUUGGCAGUGCCGAGUUCUAUUGAACAUAGUUCUUUGAAUGAGUUAGUGAAUCAAUUAAUAAAAGAAAACAAGUCGGAUUUCUUAAAGCCUAAAGAAUUUGAUUUCUUAAUACAAGGCGAAUUAGUUCGACUUCCACUGGUGGAACACUUAACAGAACAUGCUAUAUCUACUGAAGCAACUAUUGAUAUUGAAUAUAUUGAAAGGACUCCAGCACCUCAACCACAGGAUUCACUUUUACAUGAUGACUGGGUCUCAGGAAUUCACUGUGCUGAUAAAUGGAUUCUGACCGGCUGCUAUGAUUACUCCGUCAAUUUAUGGACCACCCACGGCAAAUUAGUGACUUCACAAAAACAACAUACAAAUAUUGUUAAAAAAGUGGUUUGGCUAAAAGAAGGAGAUCCUUCCUGCGGUUUUGUAAGUGUUUCCCAUGACUUAACUGGAUUGUUGUGGGAGUGGGAGCCCGGAACAGAUACUGUUAAACCGCGCAUUGCAUUAAGAGGACAUGAAAAAGGUGUUGACAGUGUUGGCGUCAGCCCAAAUUCCCAGAGAAUUGCAACAGGAGGCUGGGAUACUAACCUGAAAAUUUGGUCAGGAUCAUUUGAAUCUGACGAUGAAGAACCCGCCAAUAAAAAAGUUAAAGGGCCUAAGGGCAUAAUUACAAGAACACCCUUACAUACGUUAAAAGGUCAUAAAGAAACUAUCACUGCAAUUAACUGGAUUGAUAACCAUGUUAUUAGUACUGUAUCAAUGGAUCAUACAAUCAAAUUUUGGGACGCCGAGUUAUAUGGUAUCAAACAUGAUAUUGUUGGCCAAAAAGCAUUUUUAGAUGCAUCUUGGUCUUCUCUAUCUAAUACUUUACUAACAUGUUCGGCUGAUCGGCACAUUCGUUUGUAUGAUCCAAGAACUUCACAAGGAUCUGUUAUCAAAACUACUUUUACUUCACAUAUUCUUUGGGUUAGUUCUGUAGCAUGGUCUAGAUACGACGAACAUCUUUUCAUGUCAGGAGGAUAUGAUUCGUGUGUCAAACUUUGGGAUUCCAGGAGUCCAAGAGCUCCACUUUAUAAUCUAGAGGGACAUCAAGGACAAGUCUUAGUUGUAGACUGGUCCAAUAACAAGUACUUAGUGUCUGGUGGAAGUGAUAAUAACGUACACAUAUUUAGAAAUAAGCAAAUUAUGUAAAUAGUUAUACAAUAAAACAUUUAAAAAAA
Zophobas morio is the source of this 1487-nucleotide messenger RNA. Its product is annotated as ribosome biogenesis protein WDR12 homolog. The record is from RefSeq and is a predicted model, not a curated record. NCBI's taxonomy places the organism in Eukaryota, Metazoa, Arthropoda, Insecta, Coleoptera, Tenebrionidae. The coding region runs from base 205 to 1458 and encodes 417 amino acids. Gene Ontology annotation, molecular function: protein binding. The transcript has 4 exons. Gene Ontology annotation, biological process: ribosome biogenesis.